AUGGAUCCCUUGUCCGUCCUAGCGAGCGUCGCAGGGAUCGCCACCGCGGGCGCCGCGCUUGCAAACACGUUGUUCCGCCUUGUCAGGACAGUUCGCCAUGCGCCCAGGGAGAUACAGUCGGUCGCCAUCGAGAUGUCGAGUCUGGCCUCGACUCUAGAGCACCUACACGAUGUUCUCGCUACCGGCGCGUCUUGCGCGAAGCCGUCAUUCCUCCAGGGCGUCGAGGCCGUAGUCGCAAACAUCACGUCGACUCAAGACGAAAUUUCCACAAUGAUAUCUAACGAAACCAUUUUUGAAAGGCUGCGGUGGAUGAAAGCCGCCAGUGUCCUCUCUGAUAUCGAAAAGCACCGAGUCACAGUAACUCUGCAGACAUCCAUAUUGUCUGCAGCCAUCCUUGUCAAGUCCACAACUACCAGACACUCUUCAGCCCACGAACGGCCCGAAAACAGGUUCAGGAUACAAGCAGAGAGUCUCAUUCAAGCUGGUCAGGUUUCACUAGAACACGACAACAGAUACACCAGGAUUUCACGACAGAGGGCUCCCAGCCCCCCAUUCCGGACCAGCAAACGACUACCAAGUCCUGUACGCCGUUCCGAGAUACCAGGACAUGUAUGGCCAGAGGAUCUUUUCGACCGUUCUGGCGCACCAACAACUGGAGCUCGAAAUCCAUCUUCACCUCCGGAACGACGUCGAUCCUCUCGCAAGUCUGUAUCAGACACCGAAAGAGAGGAAACAGAUUAUGUCGAUGCACGAAGUCCAAAACCAACACCAGAUCACAGCACCCGUAUUCCAAAGAAGGCCACAGUGAGCGAUGCAGAUGAGGAAGAGGGGGAAGAAACUCCGGAUCAGGGCAACGAGGCAGAUCUCGAGAAUGACGCAUCAGAUGAACCCAGACGACGAGGUUCCAACGGCAAAGUCGUACAGCUUGGUCACAAUUUCCGCGUUCGAGGAGAUGCAGCUACGUUUCUUUACAAUCUGGUCUUUCAAAAUCAAUCGCCAAGCCCGGGAGAUGCCAAAGAGGAGAACAGUUCAACCGAGGAUGAAGGAUGGACGGGAUUGACUUCGGAAGACUCUGAACAAGAAUCUCGAUACUCGACACGACACGCGAGCAGGCCACCACGAGAACGGCCAACGCCGCAGGAACCGGAGAAGGCAGUGGACAAUCUGCUUUUGAAAUGGACUUUGUUGAGCGAAAGGGAGAUUGAAAAAGGGGCCAGCGAAUCAAAAUCACCAGAGAAGGAACAUAUUCGUGAACGGCCUUCGUAUGAGAGCAAGGAGGAUGACGAUUGGGGAGAGUUCCUUCGAAAGCCUCGCAAGUCCCAGUCCACUCCAUUCUUCAGAAACACGGGGGGUAUUCCAAGUAGUCCUGAAGGCGCAAAGAGUGUGAGACGAAUAAUCCGACCAACUCGAUCCGAGACUCCUCAGGCAGGCAUCUCACCAGGCAACCCCUUUUCGAAGCCACAUAUGGAUCGACCUCCGAAUAGAUACUCGAUGCCUUUCGCACACCCAUCGUUUAACACCAGCGGCCCUUCUGUUCAUCACCUGGGAGGAUUUGGACCCAGGGAAGUUCCGCCGCCGCCCUGGGCUCAACCACCAGCAUUCCUCUUCCCCAGACAACCAGGCCAGCCUCCGUAUGAAUCAAGCUGGCGUGAGAGCCGCGAACCGAAAAAGGAAGAAUCAAAACCGAUCAAGGGGCCCCUUCAAAAACCAAACAUUGUGAUCCUGCCCUACGCCGAGGAGACCGACUUUGAAACUGGCGCCUCGACACCCGAUCUUGACAUUGCGUGUCUCGGCCUUACUGUUGUGCGGCAGCGUGAGGAAGCUGUUUGGAACAGUGAUGAGUUUAUCAAGAAGCAUGGCAUGCCUGGCAAGGCCAUCAUGGCUUCUCUUGUGGGAGACAGAUCAGCAUGGAACGCCCACGGUCUCGACCUCGCCCACACAUUGAUGCGAGGACAAAACACCAAGCUCAUCUACGUACGGGGCAAUGAACUCGGAGAGACGUGGUUUAUGAACGAGCAGCCCGUCUUCCUGCAAUUCUACCACUGUGGAUAUCUACCGCAGUUCUACCCAGCCAGGCAGUCGGACGAGAAGGCCCAGAAGGAAGAGUACGUGGCCAUUGGCGAAGAAUGGGCCAGCCUUGAGGCCCUAAGCCAGCUCGGCCUAUCAGUCAAGGGGCAACAGGAGGGGAGGGUCUUGCUAGAUCCUACCACCACAUGGUCCAUGCUCAAAGAGCUCGCCAUCACGACACUGCAACUCAGAUGCAUGAAGCAACGACGACAGUUUACAUCCACAUUCUAUAACUCGAUAUCCUUGUUCCGCAAGACACACGGAGAAGUUGAGGCUGAGCCCGAGACGUUGGAUACUCUACAAGAGGAGGAGCCUCAAGACACGACAGUCACACCACAAGAACCAGUGGUGGAGCCGAGUACACCAAGCACGCUUACCACGCAGAGUUUCCGGAUCUUCGACUUUGAGGUCAAGGACGAGGAGGAACCUUCGGUCCCUAUACGGGCUCGUAGUGUGGCAGAAACACACCAUGAACCGCCCCAAAUGUCGACAGCACACUCAGCUCCACCGCCUGUAGUUCCCCAACCCCCACCUGAGCUGGAGCAAGACGACAACAGAUCAGACAUCUCAUCCGAGACGCUUCUAUCAAGAUUCGUCCGAAGGUACAAGCCCAAGAAGAAGCAAAGCCGCCAUCCGCUCCGGAACCGCCACGACGUGUCUCAAACGAUAGCUGAGCAUGGAGGCAGUAAUAACAAGAGGGCACCUCCAACACCAUCCGACUCUGGCAUUGGAAGUUCAGUAGCUUCAGCCCGACCCUGA
Fusarium falciforme is the source of this 2826-nucleotide messenger RNA. RefSeq lists its product as hypothetical. The coding region runs from base 1 to 2826 and encodes 941 amino acids. Lineage: Eukaryota; Fungi; Ascomycota; Sordariomycetes; Hypocreales; Nectriaceae. The transcript is spliced from 5 exons. The record is from RefSeq and is a predicted model, not a curated record.